AUGCCGGACCCGCAGACCGUGACCCCGGACACCGUGCACUUGUUCCCCACGGUCGUCGUGCAGCUGCCGAUGUUCAACGAGAAGGAAGUCUGCGAGCACGUCAUCGACGCGGCGUGCGCGUUGGAGUAUCCGCGGUCGAGAAUUCUCGUGCAAAUUUUGGACGACUCGACGUGCUCGGAGACGCGGCGUCGGAUCGAGCACAAGGUGUUCGAGUGGAAAGAGCGAGGGGCGAACAUCGCGUACCGGUGGCGGUCGAACCGCUCGGGGUACAAGUCCGGCGCGAUGGAGGAGGCGAUGGAAGACAUCGCUGCGUACGAAUACGUCGCGAUAUUCGACGCGGACUUCGACCCGGAGCCGGACUUUCUGCUCAAGACGGUGGUCUACCUGCGCGAUAACCCCGCCGCGGGGUUCGCGCAAGCGCGGUGGGUGUACACGAACGGCGACGAGAGCGUGCUGACGCGCGUCCAGGAGAUAUCGUUGAACUACCACAUCCGCUGCGAGCAGUACGCGCGCCACGCCGCGGACGUCUUCUUCAACUUCAACGGCACCGCCGGGGUGUGGCGCCGCGCGUGCAUCGAAGACGCCGGCGGCUGGAACCACCGGACGACGGUCGAGGACAUGGACCUCUCUCUUCGCGCGUACCUUCGAGGGUGGAAGUUCAUAUUCCUGGACGACGUGACGUGCCCGAACGAGAUCCCAGCGUGUUACGACGCGUUCCGCAAGCAGCAGCAUCGCUGGAGCUGCGGACCGAUGCAGCUGUGGCGCGCGGCGACGACGGCGGUGUGGACGGCGAAGGACGUCCCGUUCGCGAAGAAGUGCUACCUCGUCGUCUUCUUCUUCGGCACGCGCAUGUUCGCCACGCACGUCGUGUCCUUCUUCCUGUACUGCGUCCUCAUCCCGCUGUGCGCGACCGCGCCGGAGGUGACGAUCCCGUUCUGGGCGCUCGUGUACGCGCCCGUGCUCGUCACGCUGUCCACGAUCGCGUUCACGCCGCGGGGGUGGCGCGUCGCCGCGCAGUACGUGCUGUUCGAGAACGCGAUGUGCAUCGUGAAGCUCACCGCGAUGCUCGCUGGGCUCUUACAUUGGUCGAACGCGCACGAGUGGGUCGUCACCACGAAGCUCGGGAGGUUCGUCGACAAGAGAGUCGCCGCGAGCGUGCCGGAAAAGUUGAAGAGAGCGCGAAAGGUGUACGCGCGAGAACUGUGCAUGGGCGCGUUCUUCCUGUCGUGCGGGCUGUACGGCGUGUGCGUGCACGCGAUGUGGUACUACGCGAUAUUCCUGUGCGCGCAGGGCGUCGUGUUCCUCGCGUUCGGGUUGAAUUACGUCGACGGGAGGUGA
Molecule: messenger RNA, 1338 nt
Organism: Micromonas pusilla CCMP1545
Lineage: Eukaryota; Viridiplantae; Chlorophyta; Mamiellophyceae; Mamiellales; Mamiellaceae
Product: glycosyltransferase family 2 protein
Exons: 3
Coding region: 1-1338 (445 amino acids)
Cellular component (GO): Golgi apparatus
Molecular function (GO): glycosyltransferase activity
Source: RefSeq, a predicted model, not a curated record